AUGGUCACCCAUAAAAAUAAGAAUGGGCAGUGGGUUGAUCGUCGUGCAGAAAAUACACAUGAAACUUAUUGGAAUGUCCUAAUUAUUAUAUUAGAAGUGGAGAGCCAAUACAUUGAGAUGGCUAGAGUAGAGGCUUAUAGAGCACGUGAAGAGGCUGCAUUAGCUAAUGCGCGUGCAAACGAAACAAAUGUGAAUGCAAGAGAAGCUAUGGCUGAGAUAGCAAAGUUGAAAAGGAAGUUUGAAGAAUUUCAGAAACAACUGUUUGUUUGGCAGUCGGGUCAGGAGGGUACUUUCAUUAUUCCUUCUAGUGUCCAUCCUAGUGCUAGUGAUCAUUAUGAUGAUGACUUUGAUGGUCAGUCAUUGGAUCUAGAGGGAAUGAGUGAUGGAUGUUGA
Molecule: messenger RNA, 393 nt
Organism: Vicia faba (fava bean)
Lineage: Eukaryota; Viridiplantae; Streptophyta; Magnoliopsida; Fabales; Fabaceae
Source: the annotation of a GenBank genome assembly